AUGUCUCUCCUCGGAAAGAAGUUCCCCACCCCCAUCGCCAAGCCUCUGGGCCCCUUCUUCGCUGCCGGCGCUGUCAUCCUCUACGGCAUCAACUCCCUCGGCAAUGCCCUCAUGAACAGUGAGCCACCCCGUUCUUCGAGUUCCCGAGAUGUCCUGCCUCUAUAG
Molecule: messenger RNA, 165 nt
Organism: Aspergillus pseudotamarii
Lineage: Eukaryota; Fungi; Ascomycota; Eurotiomycetes; Eurotiales; Aspergillaceae
Product: F1F0 ATP synthase subunit i
Exons: 3
Coding region: 1-165 (54 amino acids)
Biological process (GO): proton motive force-driven ATP synthesis
Molecular function (GO): proton transmembrane transporter activity
Source: RefSeq, a predicted model, not a curated record